AUCUUUUGUUCUGUGCACGGUUGUCAAGGAUGAUCUUAAAACUCAUCUGUGUGACCGAUAACUACUGUUUCGCUGUCUGAAGGAAUGAAUGAGUAUUUUUGUAAAGAGACGGAUGUUAUGUAGAAAAGUUAGGCGAAUUCCCUAUGAAAGGAAAUGCCACAAGUAAUACGAAGGGAAGGGAAAUCGUCAUUGCGGGGAUUUUGAACCAAUUUCGAUUUCUGAAUGUGGCAUAGAACUUGAAAUGUAUUUGUGAGCGAAUGUUUCUUAUUUUGAACCCAUAUCAUUUGCUCGUGAGUUUAACGUUUUUCGUCAAGAUGCGAAGUUGAUGUUUGGCUAAGCGAUACUCCCGUUACUUUCGGUUACACGUGAGGACAGUUUAGUUGGCAGAAAUACGAAGGUUUGUUCCUUGACAAGAAGUACGAGAACAAAACGGACCGAAACCGCCACAGCAUUGACUCUUCGAAAUUCAUGCCGAACUAUGGAUGGGGCGAAAGUGCUGCUAGUUGUUGUCCUUUUGCUGCAGGUCGCUACUUCACAAGUCCAGAUUCGUGGUCGCUAUGUAAAACGUGAGGAGAAGGGAACACAGUCGCGUCUCCGUUUUACUAGCGGUUCGUAUGGAUUUUACAAUGCAAGUAUAAAGGAAUCUCAUACAAGCACAUGGACAACAAUAAAAUGUGAUAUGAAAAUGGGUAUUUAUAUUUAUGAUGCUCACACGCAAAUCGAUUAUGAAGUUGUUGAUGAUUUUAAAAGGUUCUCAGUUCGAUCGCAGAAAAUUGCUGAUUUUGUUUUCCUGAGAGUCAUGCCAAACGGCGUUUUGAAUUCGAAUAUUCAGUCUGUUUACACUAUAAAUGUUAUCGCCCGCGACAGUCGAACUAGAGAGUUGAUAGAUCGCACAAAAAUAUAUCUGCACGUCUUGGAUAUCAACGAAUUCAAACCACAGUUUGUUAACCGAAGUAUCGAAAUAAAUAUUAAAGAAAACGUGAAGGUUGGGAGUACAGUUUUGAGAGUUAAAGCAAACGAUCCUGAUAGUGGGUUGAACGGCGAAGUUCUUUAUUUCAUCGAACCUAGCCAAGUCUUAAAGAUAGGAGAUUUUUCUUUGAAUUACCGGACUGGCGCGUUGUCGCUUAUCAAGCCUUUGGAUUUCAAACGUAAACGUUCUUACGAUUUCCACAUUAUUGCAAAAGAUAUGUGUCCAUAUGGGAAACUGCAGCAACAAUCAGACCCAUUGCCAGUCAGAAUAAACAUUUUAGAUGUUGAAGGCUACCCGGAAAGUGGCCGCCGGCGUGACAAGCGACAGGAAAAUUUUGAUGGCAACAAACAUCGAUCGCUGCUAUUCUCGAACAGUGCCUACAUCGCUUCAGUGGCGGAAAUAUCACCCCCAUUUACUCCUAUCGUCCGAGUUGAAAUAAAACAAGAGUCGAAGAAAAUAUUUCCUAAUGUUCUUUUUGGUUUGGUUGAUGGAAACGAGCGGGGAUUUUUCCACAUUAAUAGCCGUACUGGACAGGUUUACACCGUUGAAUGGCUGGACUAUGAAAAGGCCAAGGUUUACAACCUGACAGUAAUUGCUCUCCACAGAAACCGGAUUAAAGGGAAAGCAACAGUAACUAUAAAUGUUUUGGACAGCAAUGACCAUUCUCCAGUAUUUAAACAGUUUCAGGAUUCGACUGAAAUUGUAGAGGAGACCCCACCAGGCACAGUGAUAUACAACGCCAAGGCAAGUGACUUAGAUACAGGAUUAAAUGGCAAGAUCAUAUAUUCAAUUGCUAAUGCCAAUGAAACUUACUUUGAUAUUGACCCCUUCAAUGGUGCUGUGCAGGUGGUAAAAAGACUUGACAGGGAUGGUGAGAAAUCAGUUCCACAAACAUUGUACCUGUUGUUAAGAGCUUCAGAUUUCGGAGCCCCAAUAAAACGCGAAGGAAGGAUGAUUUUGAAAGUUACGAUUAAAGGGACCAAUGACAACCCACCUGUAAUGCCAUUUCUAAGCUGCAGAAUUCGUGUGGCAGAAAAUGCAAGACUUGGUACAAAAGUGAUGAGAAUCAAUGCCUUAGAUCUUGACCAAUCAACUACAGGUUAUAUCUAUAACGCAAGUGGCAAUAUGUUCAGUAUUGGAAAACAUACUGGUGAUCUGACCCUAAAGUCUAUUCCAGCUGAUCGAAAAAGGCACCAUAUAAGCAUCAGUGUUUCUGAUGGAAAAUUUUUGUCACAUAAAUUGGAUUUGGUGGUAUUUGUUGUUACAAAUAAUCAUCAAAGAACUGUCAAUGUAAGUUGUACAGACAAUCCAUUAUUUGAUUUGGUAAAGAAAACAAUCAGUGAAAGAUCUAAGUGGGAGAAAGGUUUGAAAGUAGAACAGUUUAGCCCAAUUGUCACACCCCAGAGAAAAGUCCACAAACCAAUUUUUUUAGAGAAACCAGAAAAUCCAAUUUUGCUGUCAGAAAACCUGCCUGUUGGAAGUUAUAUUACAACAAUUUUAGCUGUUGAUAGACAGCUGAAAUGCUAUGGCUUGGUCCUUUACUCAAUUAUAUCUGGGAGUUACAAUGUUGAUAGCAAUUUUGGAAUUGAUAUGUUGAAUGGGACAAUAUAUUUAUCAUCAAAACUUGACAGGGAGCAAACAUCAUUCUAUACACUGAGAAUACGAGCCUAUGAUACUGACAGUCCACCCCAAUAUGCUGAGGUUGAUGUUCAGAUUCAGGUUGCAGAUGUGAAUGACAAUGGACCAAUUUUUUCCCAGAAAAAGUAUCAUUUUUCUGUUUCGGAGCAAACACAACCUGGCACAAGACUGGUACAAGUGAGUGCUAGUGACCCUGAUAAAAAGAGAAAUGGAGAAGUAAUUUAUUCGAUGCUUAGUGACUACAAAGAUCUAUUUUUUCUCAACAAGUAUACUGGUUUGAUAACAUUGAAUUCUAGCUUGGAUUAUGAAAAGCAGAAUAAGUAUAUUAUCACCAUACAAGCAUCAGAUAGGUCAAGUCAGGAUCAGAAAGUGAGUCAAACAACAGUUGAAAUAUCCAUUGAAGAUGUCAAUGAUACUCCACCAAAAUGUUUGCCUGCAAUUCAAACUGUUGAGAUCACACGGGAUUUUCCUGCUGGUGCAGUGCUUGGAAAAGUUUUUGCUUUUGAUCCAGAUACAGGCAAUGGAGGAAAAGUGAGAUAUGAUAUUGCUAGAGGAAAACUUCAAAGGAUAUUUCACAUUGAUAAUGAGUAUGGCAUUCUAAGAACCAAUGUUUUCACUAUUGGUCAACUUGCAAAGGACCAUGUGUAUAAUAUAUCAAUUAUUGUUAAAGAUCUUGGUGCUCCCUCACUAUCUAGUAGUUGCCACUUUGUUUGCAGGCUUAAGCCAUCAGUUUCCUCUGAGAGACCAAGAUUCUUAAGAUCAGAGAAUCCUAUUGUUGUAGACAUCAAGAAUCAAAAUGAUAUCAUUACAAUUGAUGCUGCUUUUGAAGGGUCUAGAGAGCUUCAAUACAAAAUAGUUGAUGGUUCUGGAAUAGGAGAUUUCAAAAUUGAUUCAAAAACUGGCACCAUAUCUCGCACAACAACAGGGGACAAAACUAUGAAGCCAAGAUCCAAUUACUGGUUGACUGUAAAUGCACAUUUGAAAGACAACCCUGAAGUAUACAGUAAUGCUGCUAUUCUUCUCCUCAAAAGAAACAAUGUAAUGAAGGCACCUUACUUUGAUCCAACCGUGUACAGAGUUUCUGUGGAGGAAAACUUGCCUGCAAAGACCAAUGUUUUGCAGCUGUCAGUUGUUGACCCAAACUCAAGAAUGCAAGUUUCAGAUCUUGUUUUCAAUAUUGUGGAUGGAAAUGCUCUCAAGCAUUUUGCUGUGAAUUCAAAUGGUACAGUACAGACAACAAGAUCACUGGACAGGGAAACACAUGACACAUACAGGCUUAACAUUUCUGUUUCCAAACGUGACUUGGCAGACCAGCUGUCAUUUGCCAGUGUGUUAAUAGCUGUGGAUGAUACAAAUGAUAAUACCCCCGAAGCCUCUUAUAAAGUAUCAACCAUAUGGGAACAGGAUGCUCAAAAAUUUGGAACAUUUGUUACACAAAUUGUUGGAUUUGACAGAGACAUUGGUAAGAAUGGAGAGUUAAGCUUUGAAAUUUUAGAGAAGGGUUCCCUGUUUGAUAUUGACUCAAAAGGUGUUGUUACUACAAAGGAAAAAUUGACUGCAUUUGAAGAUCAAUUUUUAAGUAUAAGCAUCUCAGAUAGAGGUACUCCACCAAAAUCUACUGUAGCAUAUCUGGAAGUUGGUGUUAAAGCAAGACCAAGUGAAGGAAUUGGUUCUGUGAGAUUUAAGGAAAAAUCAUUUACUUACAAAAUCAAAGAGUCGACAGAAAGGAUUCUCAAACAACAGCACAUUGAACAUCUCUCAAAGCUGGUGUUAGGCCAAGAGGGGUUUUUGAAAUUCACUAUUGUUUCUGGUAAUGAAGAUAACAAAUUUCACAUAAGCGAUUUUGGAGAUUUGAGCCAGAUUUCUGAGUUGGACUAUGAAACAAAAGUAAGAUAUGAUAUCGUCAUCAGCGUUAACAAUGGCCACUCAUCAGACUCAGCAGUUUUUAUCAUCUUGGUUGAGGAUCUUAAUGACAAUGCCCCCAAAACAUCUCAAAGCUGCUACCAAGCUGAAGCUCUUGAAAAUGAGGGAAGAAAUAAAGUCAUUGCCCAAAUUGAAGCUCUGGAUCCAGAUAGCAUCUCCAAAGGGAAGCUUGUAUACAAAUUGAUUGGUGUAAACCCUCGCUUCAAUGAUACUGUUCCUUUCGAAGUUGAUGUGCUAUCAGGGAAAAUAAAAGCAUUCCAUUCAUUUGAUAGAGAAGUUCAAAGUAACUAUAUCUUGACACUGCUUGCAGAAGAUCACACAUCAGUUACAGUGCUGCGAACAACAUAUUGUGUUAAAGUGGACAUUAAGGAUGCAAAUGACCACAAGCCAAGGUUCACACAACACGUGUACACAACAAACGUUUUUAGUCCAAUACCCGUUGGUGUUCCAAUUCUAAGACUUCUAGCCGUAGAUGACGAUAUUGGAACCAACGCCCUUCUUAAGUUCUCUAUUACUGGCGGUAACAGUGGUGGGCACUUUUCCAUCGACUCUGUCACUGGUGUCAUAUCUUCUGGCCAGAGUUUCGCGUCAGAUCAAAAAAGCACAUUUUCAAUUGAUGUAGAAGUUUCUGAUUCUGGCCUAGUGCGUACGUUUAAGGAUCAGUCAAAAGUCAAGAUUACCGUCUACCCAGCCAAAAGAAAGCCCGGAUUCUCCAAUGACACUUACCACAUCGUUGUUCCUGAAAAUCAAGAGCCCCAACCAGUACUUGAUGUUUCCAUCUCCAACAUCCAGGUCUUUUACAAGCUUUUGCCAUGCAAUGGCUCAUCUCUUCCCGCUUGUGUCGACAAAUUUCAUGUUGACUAUCUCUCUGGUGUCAUUUCUAGCAAGGUGCCUCUGGAUGCUGAAGUACUGCGCGCAUGUUGCUUCGCGGUGCACGGAUGGGACGAUGGUGGUUUCUCAAACACCUCUAAUGUCAUUGUCCACGUGAAAGAUCUGAAUGACAACCGUCCAAAGUUUGUGAACAGCUCCUACACAGGGAGUGUGGAUGAGGGCUCUGGGAGAGGAUCAGAAGUUUUGGAUCUGCUCAACAAACCCUUGGUGGUUGAAGCUAGUGAUGCAGACUCAGGAGAGAAUUCACACAUCGUGUAUUCUAUUGUUGAAGCCAGUGCCUCGCGCAGUUUUGAAAUCGAUAGUAGGACUGGAAAAUUAUCAACAAAAAGGGUUUUGGAUCGCGAAAAGAGGGACAGUUUUGUGUUCCACGUACGAGCUACUGACAGUGGCACACCUAGUCUCUUCACCUUCACGGAGUUGCGCAUAAUUGUCAAUGAUAUUAAUGACAGAAUCCCAGAGUUUACCAGCCAGAUUUAUCGUGUUCAGUUAUACACGCCAAUUUUCAAUGGCACAGAAGUUGUCACUGUGCAUGCAAACGACGGUGAUUCGAAUGUAUUCAGCAGUGUAAGGUACAAUUUGCUAAACCACACGCGCCUUUUCAAAGUGUCACCAAAAACUGGCACCAUAUGGACAAAAAAUGCAGGGGCGAUCACUAAAAAAACUUAUUCACUGAAAGUUGCUGCUUCCGAUGGAAUAUUUACCAGCACAUGUCAAGUCGUAAUUAGCCUUUCUCCUAUCAAGACCAAUAAGUUCAAAUUUAGAGAGCCAGUUUUCCAAGCAUCGAUCAUUGAAAAUCAAAACGAGAGCCGAUAUUUUUUGGUCUUGAAUGUUGUUGGCUAUGAUAUUGGUGAAAGAAUUGAAUUUUCAAUUGCCAAUCCCAAGGAAGAGUUCGUGAUCAAUUCUGUAACGGGUGAAGUCAGCACACGGUAUGGUGCUGCGUUUGAUCGAGAGAAGAGCUCGCACUUCGAAUUGAUUGUCCAAGCAAGGUUGAUGAGGGACCCAUCGCAAGUUGCACAGGGUAUCCUUAAUGUCACAGUUGCUGAUGUGAAUGACAACAAACCAGAGUUCAUAGGCGCGCCAUAUUAUCAAAGUGUGCACAUAGAUACUCAAGCAGAUACAUCACUGCUGCAAGUGCACGCUGUGGAUGCCGAUGAAGGUUCAAAUGCAGAAGUCAGGUAUGAGAUCACAGGAGGUUCCUUUGGCAAAUUCAGCAUCGAAGAGCGUACAGGCGUGAUAAAGGUUAAAGAACAGUUUAUCAAAGGGAAGACUCCUGGCAAGUUUAGUCUUGAAGUUACAGCACAUGAUAUGGGCUCACCAGUGCUGAAAACUGUUACAGUUGUAGAGAUACCGGUCGUUAACGAGGACAUGCCAGUGUUUGAUCAGAAUUACAAGUUCGUGGUAUCAGAGAAUGCCCUUCCUGGAACAAUAAUCGGAAAGAUAGUGGCACAGGGCCCACAGGGGAGAAGUGUCUACUACAGCAUUGCAAGUGGGGACGAAUUCAACCAGUUCUCGUUGGAUUUCAACACAGGUGAACUAUCCACCCUCGACGGGCUAGAUACAUUCACAUUUCCAGCGUAUAAUUUGACAAUUCAAGCAACGGACAGCAAGAGUGGCUCUUGGUCAGUCACUGGCUGCUCGAUUAGCGUCAUAGACACCAAUAAUCAUCGCCCAAUGUUUAGCCAGGCCUUCUAUUCAGCAAACGUGCUUGAAAAUACUACAAAAGGUACCCUUGUGAUCACCCUCAAUGCAAAAGACAAAGACUUCGGUGAAAAUGCCAGAGUCUCCUACAGUCUCGUAUCGGAGAAUGAAAAGAAACCUCUCUUCAAAAUCGAUGAAACAACAGGCUCAGUAUUGGUUGCAGCCGAACUUGACUACGAGGUCAGAAGCGAAUACAUGUUUAGAGUUAAAGCGGAAGACCAUGGAUUGCCGUCUCUCUCAAGCAGCACGUUUCUGAAGAUCAAUAUCAUCGACGUGAACGACCACUCUCCAAUUUUCGACCAGAAGGAAUACAUUUUUACUGUUGGUGAUUUUAUCAAGUCUGGUCAGUUUAUUGGGAAAGUACUGUGUAUUGACACGGACCAGAACAGUGCCGGAAAAAUUCGCUACUUGAUUUCGGAUUCAACCCUGGCGACAGUUGGUAUGUUUACAGGGAUCCUCACAUUGAAUAGAAGCCCCAAACGAGGCAGUACUGCUCAGUUUAAGGUCCACUGUUCUGAUGGGAAAUUCCAGUCAUCCGCUGACGUCACUAUUAUUCCAGAAGAAGUCAACGAACACAAGCCUACUUUUCAUAUGGAACAAUUUUCGAUCAGCGUUCAAGAAGACUCGGCACCAUCCUUCAUGACUGUUGUAACUGCCACUGACCUCGACUAUGGUAGCUAUGGAACCAUAACAUACUCCAUUGACAAUAGCAGACUAGCUCAAAUGUUCCAUAUAAAUCCAACGACUGGAGAUGUUUUCAGUAAGGUCACCUUGGAUCGAGAGCAAGUAAAAGGUCAAGUCGUGGUACCUGUCCGGGCCUCAGAUAUUGGUGGUCGGUUUGAUAUCUGCAAUCUUAUAAUUGACGUCAUUGAUGCCAAUGAUAAUGGUCCGGUUUUCGAAUUUCCGGGCUAUGAAGCAACAGUUAGCACAGCUACGCCAAUCGGUACCACAGUUUUGCACGUGAAAGCUUUUGACGAAGACAGUGGAAAGAACGGAGACAUUACUUACUCCAUAUCUGGGCUUGACGAUGGUGCGCCUUGGAAAAUAAAUAAAGAGACUGGAGAGCUGACGUUGACUGGUACACCACAAGGAAAAGCAUAUCAGUUUGUGAUUCAAGCUUUGGACAACGGGUACCCCGGACGAGAGAGCUCUUCGGCAAUCAGAAUAAACGUUGUGCCACCAGACCCUAAAAUACUGCAGUUUAGCAGGUCGUCAUUUACUGUUAAAAUCGCAGAGUCUAAACUGUCGGGGUACAGAGUUGCUGACGUCACCGUGAAGUCAGACAGUAAGAAUAUCGUGUACGAGUUUGUUGAGGGGAAUUUACCAUUAUCAAACGCUUCCGGGAUGUUCCUCCUUGACUCGAAAUCCGGAGCCAUACAUCUUGAAGGAACACUGGAUUAUGAGACUGUCCCAAGGUACAAUUUGAUGGUUAAGGCAUCAGAUACAGCCAGUUCUGGCCCAGCGGCGUACAUAAAUUUACACAUCAUUGUUUUGAAUGUCAAUGACAAUCCACCAGUGUUUGAUUCAAAAGUGUAUGAGGUGAGGAUUCCAGAAAACAUUCCUGUAAACACAAAUAUCCUUCAAGUAUCUGCCACUGAUAAGGAUGACUUUGGCAGCGGUGAUCUUCGAUACCACAUUACCAAGUCUCCUUCAAAAAGUGAUAUCCAGAGAGCCUUUACUCUAAAUAAACGGACUGGAAUUUUGAAAACAAGCUCAGUUCUGGAUUUUGAGAAGACCUCCAGCUAUGAGAUUGAGAUAAAAGUGACAGAUGGACGAAACUCUGAUGAAGGGAAGUUGCAUGACACGGCUAAGAUUCGAAUCACUGUUUUAGAUACCAAUAACUCACCACCUGUAAUUCAGGACCGUUCUCCAGAUGUCCGAGUGAGAGAGGAUCUUCUUAUCAAUGAAAGGGUUGCCACUGUUUUGGCGAAGGAUGCAGACAAGAAUCCUUCAAUUCGAUAUUUCAUUGUUAAAGGAAACGAGUUUGGUCGAUUUAGUAUUGGAGCAGAUAGUGGAGAUAUUAGGCUUGUGCGGCCACUGGAUCGGGAGGUAACUGCUGCUUAUGACUUAGAAGUAGUAGCCUAUGAUGGAGCAUUCACCUCGUCAACCAACAUGCAUGUGUCAGUCGCAGAUACCAAUGACAAUGCCCCCGUCUGUAGCAGAGCAUUUUAUGAAAUAAAGCUACCCGAAGGAACACAGGCUGGCCAAAUCAUUUCUCGCAUUGAAGCAAAAGAUCCAGAUAUUGAUGACCAACUUGUUUUCACCCUUCAGGGGGAUGGAGUCAGUAAAUUUCUGAUCAAUAAGGGGAAUGGCGAAUUGAUGCCUGGCAUUGGUAUUGACCGAGAGAGCCAUGCUACCAGCGAGUUCAAGGUGCUAGUUACUGACAAAGUUGGACGGUCUUGUUAUUCUGAUGUCUAUGUCGAGAUACUGGACAAAAAUGACAAUAAGCCUGUGUUUGCUCAAGAAAAUUAUGUUGUUCCUGUCAGAGAAAAUGCGUCAUUGUCUUCAAUGUUGGCAAGGGUGCAAGCUGUUGAUGCCGACAAAGGUCCGAACCGUAAAGUGUUUUACAGAAUGACAGGCUCCGACCUGUUUUCAAUUCAACCAAAAACUGGUAUCAUUUUGCUGGAAAAGUCGCUGAGCAAGGAAAAGAAGGAUAGUCACUUGCUAACCGUGGAAGCUUUUGAUGGAGGUAGCCCUGCGUUGGCGUCAUCGGCAACUGUAAACAUAAUCGUUUUAGCUGAGUCAGAUCGACCCCCAGAGUUCAGCAAAGCCAUGUACACGUUUUCUGUUUCAGAAGGUCUAGCUGUUAGCAGUGUGAUUGGAAAGAUCGAAGCUUUAAAAAGAGCUGGACCUUCACAAGGCACUGUAGAAUACGAGCUCGUAACUGGAGAUUUAAAUAUGUUUACGCUAGACGGGAGAACAGGCGAGCUUUCACUGGCAAAGGAGCUUGAUCAUGAAAAAGCUAAAAGGAUCUCUUUAAGCGUCAGAGCCAGAUAUGCCAAAGUACCGUCAUUGACAUCCGUCGUGCAAGUGGUCGUAUACGUCACGGAUGAAAACGAUAACCGUCCGGUUUUCUCCAAGCCAUUGUAUGCGGCGAAGAUCGACGAAAACGUUAGGGCUGGUACGGUAUUGCAGGUUUUUGCUGAAGAUGCCGAUGAAGGUGACAAUGCGCAUGUGUCCUACAGACUGGUUAAAUCUGAUAAAAAUGUGCCUUUUAAAGUGGACAAAGAGACAGGCACGGUGAGUGUGGCUGGGACAGGGCCAAUUGAUAGAGAAGAAAAGGACUUUUAUGUGUUCAAAGUUCGUGCCUUUGAUGCAGGGACCCCUUCGCAGUUUAGCGAUGUCUUGGUUAAUGUUACAAUUGCAGAUCUGAAUGAUAACCCGCCAGAUAUUAGCCCGUCAAAUGCCACGGUAGUAGUUACUGAAGGAAGAGGCAGAGGACAUGUUAUAUUUUCUUGGACUGCUAGUGAUCGAGAUACGAUGAAAAACGGACCUCCUUUUACUUAUACACUUAUAGAAGGUGAUAAAAACAAGUUCAGCGUGGUCGAUGAAAGUGAUGUGAAAGGAAGCUUGAUUGCAAAUAAAAACUUGAGUCGAUCUGAGGGAUUCAAGUACGACUUGGUGGUGCGGGUUACUGACAAUGGUUCGCCUCCACAGAGCUCUUUGUGUUACCUGACUCUUCAUAUCGUACCACCAAGUGACGAAAAACCGGUUAUCCUUGAACCGACUAUGUUCUUCAAAGUGAUUUCAACAUCACCGCAGACAGUUACUGUUGGACGUGUCCGGGUUCCAAACGAAGGCAAAUAUCUUCAUCAGUUUGAAAUAACCGCUGGAAAUGACGACGGAACCUUCUCUAUUGAGCCAGUGUCCGGUCUCAUCAAGGGCAAUUUAAGGCAGGGCAUUUACACAAUAAGUGUUGAAGUGUUCGAUGGCAAGUUCAGUGCCUCAGCCACAAUAACCAUUAUUGUUAACCCGGUCACUAAAGAAUUGUACCAGAACAGUGUGGUGCUGACUGCACUAGAUUUAUCAGCCGAUGACUUUGUUAAUUACAAAAUAAAAAAGUUCGCCAAUCACAUCCGAUUGAUAACAUCCGCCAAAAUUGAAAACAUCAUCAUAUGGGCUGUACAAACGAAAGAUAUGAAGAGAAAAACAAGAGAUGUUGGUUCGAGGACUGAUACAGAUAUUGCUUUUGCUGUCAGAAGAACUAACGGGGACGGAUUUAUCGAGCCAUCGGUGCUGCAGUCGUCACUCAAACUUUCCAAAGAAACCCUCGAAACAAAACUUGGCGUUUCUGUUCUUAUUACGGUGACAGACCCUUGCGCUGCGGCGCCCUGCCCUGUGGACAAAAGGUGCAUUGCUGUCGUUAAACCUGUUUCCGGGAGCAGCGCGUCGAGUACUGGUCUCUCGACAAAAUUUUCACGCAACUAUGCUUGCCUUUGCUUGGAUGGAAGUGAAGGGCCGGACUGUACUGGCAUUACAGCCUGCUCAAGUAAUCCUUGCAAGGAAAAUGAAAAAUGUAUCCCCAUUGGCUCUACUUUUGAAUGCAAAAAGGACAUGAAUGACGGUGCAAUUCAGCUUGAUGGCAAAGAUUAUGUUAGUUAUGUUUUGAGAGAGCCAUUUGAUUCAACGUUCAAGUCAAUUUCUGUGUCAUUCAGAACCGAGGCUUCUGAGGGUUACUUGUUUUAUGCCAAAGGAAACGAUUACUGCUUCCUGGAGGUUUUCGAGGGAAAAGUUCGGUUCAAAUUCGAUUUUGGGACUGGUCAGGGGAUUGUUCAGAUCGACGACAUACAAGUCAAUGAUGGUAGAUGGCACGAUGUGAAAGUCAUCCGCAGCGCCAACCGUGCUACCUUAAUUCUUGAUGAUGGCAAAUAUAAGUCCGAAGGUCGGGCUAAAGGUGAAAAUGUCAAAAUCAACUUAGAUAGCAACAACGUUUUCUUUGGAGCAGGAGUUUUGUCACAAGGCAGUGUUGAAAACGGAUUCCGGGGCUGUCUUCGAUACCCGAAGCUAAAUGGCCAGCUUUUGCCCUGGAACGGCAACAAUAGCUUGAUACUAAGUGGAAGAUCUUAUGGUGUGAAGAAGUCUUGUAAAGGUUCUGGUGCUUGCAAGAAGACGAAGUGCCCUCAUUUCAGCGACUGCAUCGACACUCUCUCGGCAUACCGAUGUCAAUGUAUGCCUGGUCACAGAGGAACACUGUGUAAGCCCACUGUGACUUGUGCAGACAACCCUUGUAGGAAUGGAGGCACGUGUACAUAUUUCAAGGCCAACAGCGAAAUUGAGUAUCGAUGCACAUGCAAGCAUCCUUAUACUGGAGCGCAGUGCCAAACAAACAACGGUCUAUGCGCAAGCAAUCCCUGCAAGAACGGUGGAAAAUGUGAAAACCUGAAUGAAGGAACAGACUACCGCUGCAUGUGUCCACAAAGAUACCGCGGGCCAAAAUGUGAGUUGGACACGAAUCCCUGUGCAUCAUCGCCCUGCUUCUAUGGUGCCAGAUGCACCACAUUUCAGUAUGAUUACAAGUGUGACUGCCCGCCCGGCAAAAAGGGAAAGCGGUGUGGCUUUGGGUCCUACUGCCAGCACCAUAGCUGUGGAAAACAUGGCUUAUGUAAAGAAGCCAUGGAUGGUCCUGUGUGCAAAUGCAAAAAGGGUUAUAAAGGUGCUUAUUGUCAGUUUGAUGUAAACGAGUGUUUGUCGAGUGAGAAUCCGUGUGGUGACUGGGGCACCUGUAUCAACACUAUAGGAAGUUUCUUUUGUAACUGCACAAACGGUCAAAAUUCUCCCAAUUGUAUUGCAAAGGGUGCGCUUGCCGACAGAAGUGAACCGUUCAACUUCAACUUGCUUUUAUAUGUUGGCAUUCCUAUUGUGAUCAUUAUAAUAAUUAUUGCUGUUGUCGUAUGUGUUUGGCGACGAAAGUCCAAGCAGGAAUACAGUCAGCCAAGAGGCACGGAUGGUCCUGAUAUUAAAUACCCAUUGAACUGUAUUGAACUGGACCAGUUUCCACCGCAUGUGCCCCCACGCUUUGAUGGGCCUCCUGACUAUUACACUGAUGGUUCUGCUGAUUUUGCCACAACUGCUCUCUACGACCCAUCUCAAGCUGUAACGUCCCCCCAGUCCACUAUGUCUGAUGACGACAGAUGCAUAAAAGCCCCUGACUCGAGUGCCUUGUCGAAAAAGCUUUUGCCUACAUUUAGAGAUGGAUCGCUGCCAAGCACGCCAAGGGGCAGUGACAAUGCUUUGGAUGUCAAGGGCAGCGCAUCAGACAUCAGUGAGGCGGAUGAUCAGUUGAAUGGGCCCUACCAUUGGGAUUAUUGCGAGGUUCCAGAAGAUGUUGCCAAUAGAUCCAAACCCACCAGAACGAGGUCAAAAGAGGGUAGCAGGAUGGGAUUGUCUUAUAACUAUGGCUACGAAGAUACACCUAAACUACCGGAAAAGCAAUCGGAAAAACCCGCAGGUCGGUCCUGUCGCCGCAGCUCCAUGACAUUUAACGAAAAUGAAAGGCCGGCGGUCCCAGAGCGUCCGGCUGAUGUUCGCCUGUCCUGGCAGUCUUUAGCAAUAACCGAAACUGGAUCACCUGUUGCAGCUCGUGUUAAGAAGAGGAAUGAUACGAAGCCAGAGAGGUCGCCCACCAUCCAAAGAGCAGCUGCCUCAAGGGGGUCAGAUUCUUCACUUUUGGAGCCUUAUGAAUGUAUUACGACACAACUGUCAGCCAAAGACUUUAAUAAUAGGUACUCCCUCGCUCUCGAAGACAACACAUCAUUAUAUUUACAAGAUCUCCUUGGUGGUGAAUACCCCGCACCCCCGUCAGAAACUUGCCCUUCAGAUAUUGAAUCUUGCACCAGACCAUCCCUUAGUGUUGCCUUCUCGGACACAGACGAAGUGCCGUAUCGAAGGCAAAGACGUAUGCUGCCCAGCGAGAUUAGCUGUCUCGAUGCAGAUAACUUAACGGAGACGUCAUACAACUCUGAUGACGAAAAUGAUGAUUAUAAUGAACAGGACCCACUCGACCCAGAUCAAACGAGAAAGCUGGAGCGCGAGAUCAAAAUCCUUUUUAAAGAGAUAAAAUCGAAAACAGAAGCUGAUGAAGAUGAUUAAAUAGCAUCUUGACACAUGUCCUUGGAACAAAAAAACACUUAGCUGGAUGACCUUACAUUUGAUUUCUCAUACAAAUUACGCAGACAAGGUUGUUAAUUGUUGACAUGCAGAAAUCGUAGCAUUUAGAGUUGGGUUCAAAGCAGCGUAUUCAAGUUAGAUGACACAUGUAUGAAUAUGCCAAAGACAGAAGGAGUGUGUUAUGACUGACAAGACGUAUUUGAUAAACAUUGAAUGUUUAAUUUGAAAUAUGAUUUUCUCUCUAUGGCAUUAAAGUUGUUGAAAGGAAUCCGUAACAGGCAAGGCACCAGAACAGCCUUCGCCAGUCCUUGCUAGAUCUUGUCUUGGCGACGAAUCUCAAAUAUUGAAAAUCACCGGAAAGCUAAUUACAAAGAAAAGUCCGACUUUCAUCCGUAUCUAACUUUUUAAAUUUGCUGUGUUUAAAAUUUAUGCGUUAAUGUUUAAAGUUGACCACGAUUCUAGACCAUUUUUUAAGUUAAUGUGCAAACUGAAGAUCAGAUACAAGUAAUUCUCUUAGUGGUAGUAUUUAAUUGUUUGUAUUUAAAUUUGUUCUACCUCGAUUGCAUACAUGUUUUGUUGAAAUUAUUUUACACACAGAUCUAUUGAUGUUUUUACCAUUGAGCUGGUUUUAUUUUUUGCAAAAUCAUAUUGGUAGGUUUUAUUUAAGUGUCAUGUUACCACUCAUUCCCACCUUAUCCGUAUUCCCACCUUAUUCUUAUUCCCACCUUAUCCUCAUUCCCACCUUACCCUCAUUCCCACAUUAUCCUCAUUUGAACUUUUUCUGUAUCUAAAAAUUCCCAAUUUUCUCUACCUUAUUGCAAAGUUGGUAAGCAAAACGAAAUCAUGUCAAAUGUUUUCCUUGAAAAUGUACCUUAACAUUGCUAUAGCAGUUUUAUUAAUUGAUUUCAAGCAAAUUUUCUACUUGCUUGUCGAAAAGAAGCAAUAUUAAAAACUCGGCCACCCUCUCUAACUUAGAUUUCCAAUUUGCCAAGAGCAAUGUGACUUUCUUAGCUUUGGUUUUUGUUCCCUGCGAGGCAGAGGUCCACUCACUUUCGCAUGUAUGAAAAUCUAGUUAGCAGAGAACGAUCCUUAUAGAGUGUCAUGGAGUGUUCUUUGACUAUGUUAAUCCAACAAAAUUACACGUUCAGACUUAAUUGAUUUGUUAUGAUAAUCAAAGAGUUUCGUAUGUUUAAAGAUAGGGCAUAUUUUAGCCCGCAAGAACAAUUUCAUGAACUUUGGUCAUAUUGUUUUAACUAUAUUCUAGCAGUAGUAUAUUGUGAAUAGCUUUAGAGCUUUCCCGAUACAAUAUCACACAACGAGUAAAACUUGGGGUAUGUGUGAAACUUUCCUUUCUUCAAAAGUAGAAUCUGUUAUCCAAAUUCUUUUUACAUAAUUGCAUGUUUUUUAACAGGGGUUUAGGCCCUUUUCAGCCGUUGUAAAAAAGCGACAUGGCUGGUUUCUGACUUAACUUAAAGCCAUUGGUGCUGAUUUUUUUAAUUUCUGACGCUAAAAGCACUCCUGGAACUUCGAUAUUUUAUAAAGUUGUUAUGUACUUCUGAAGACCCUAAGUCGUGUGUUUUGUUGCCACGUUGUUGUAUAAUUUUUAACGUUUCUAUCUGAUUUUUAAUAUUAGGAGUAUUGCGAGUUUUCUAUUGUUUGAUAAAUUUAUUGUAAGAAGAAGUUAUGGUAAGAGUUUAAGAGUCACAAAUAA
This is a messenger RNA of Rhopilema esculentum, 15938 nucleotides long. Its product is annotated as protocadherin Fat 1. Lineage: Eukaryota; Metazoa; Cnidaria; Scyphozoa; Rhizostomeae; Rhizostomatidae. Gene Ontology annotation, molecular function: cadherin binding; beta-catenin binding; calcium ion binding. Gene Ontology annotation, cellular component: catenin complex; plasma membrane. Gene Ontology annotation, biological process: neuron projection development; homophilic cell-cell adhesion; cell migration. The record is from RefSeq and is a predicted model, not a curated record.